ACUUAAUUUUGAAUUUGUUUUAGUUAAGAGAUCUUGAAGCUGAAUUGGAAGAUGAACGAAAACAAAGAGCAGCUGCAAUUAGUUCACGAAAAAAAUUAGAAGGCGAUUUCAAGGAACUUGAACAACAAUUGGAGAUUGCAAACAAAAUGAAAGAGGAUGCAUUGCGACAAUUGAAGAAAUUGCAGAGCCAAGUAAAGGAUUAUCAACGUGACAUAGAAGAAUUACGACUAGUAAAAGAUGAGUUAACUGCUCAAUCAAAAGAUUUAGAAAAGAAAUUAAAGACACAAGAAGCAGAUAUUAUUCAAUUGCAAGAUGAUUUAUCAAAUUCUGAAAGAGCACGUCGUUCUGCAGAAUCAGAAAGAGAUGAACUGCAAGAAGAAAUUAAUAAUCAUACAUCAAAGACGUAA
Centruroides sculpturatus (bark scorpion) is the source of this 407-nucleotide messenger RNA. Its product is annotated as myosin heavy chain, embryonic smooth muscle isoform-like. Gene Ontology annotation, cellular component: myosin complex. Bases 147 to 407 code for a protein of 86 amino acids. The transcript has 2 exons. Lineage: Eukaryota; Metazoa; Arthropoda; Arachnida; Scorpiones; Buthidae. The record is from RefSeq and is a predicted model, not a curated record.